UGAAACUUUGAAACGACAACGACAGAAUGACAGAAACAUAACAUAACCUCGAAAUGUCAAUGUUUUGUUCCGUAAAAUCACGAAAAUCACAAUGUCAACAGCAAAAAUCAAUCAAAAAGAAUAUCUGAAGAGAUAUCUCUCCGGCGAUGACAAAAAGAAGAAGAAGAAAAAGAAGAAAAUAGGUGUACAAACAGUGAAAAUCAUUGAUGACGACAUAGACCUGCAGAAACUCAGACCCCUAGACGACGCUGAAUUUGAAAUUCUAAACAACACAGAGGAUGCUCCGCAAAUUGUCGGCAUUGUCGAUGAUCGAGGACCAACGGAUUUUUCCGACAAGAGUAAAUGGAGAAUUAUCGCUGACGAUGGAAUGGGUGAUAUUAGCAUUAAGGAGCAGAGGACCAGUAGAAGAGACGAAGAUAAUGAUUUCGAUGAAAAUUCGCGGGAGGAGCAACAAGAAGAGACGGGGAAAAAUAAUUCUGAUUCUGCCGACGAUUUUAGUCCACCGAGACAGAAAAAGCAAAAAUCGAGUAAACGAAGAGAUUCUUCCGAAUCGAGUCCAGAAAGAAGUGGAAAUAUUUCCAGUCCACCUAGAAAAUCGAAAAAGAAGUCAAACGAUUCCGAUUUGAGUCCGCCUAGAAAAUCGGGGAAAGCAAAAUGUGAUUCUGACUCGAGUCCACCGAGGAAGGCGAAAAAGAAAAAUUACGAUUCAGAUUCGAGUCCACCGAGGAAGUCGAGGAAGGAGAAAUACGAUUCAGAUCCAAGUCCUCCGAGAAAGACGAAAAAGAAAAAUUACGAUUCUGAUUUAAGUCCACCACGAAGAAAAUCUAAAGAAGGAAAAUCAAAGAGUAGAAAUUCCGAUUCCGAUCAAAGUCCACCGAGAAGAUCCAAAAAGAAAAAUUACGAUUCCGACUUGAGUCCACCGAGGAAGUCGAGAAAGGAAAAAUACGAUUCAGAUCCAAGUCCUCCGAGGAAGACGAAAAAGAAAAAUUACGAUUCAGAUCUCAGUCCGCCAAGAAGGGACAAAAAGAAAACCUACGAUUCAGAUCUAAGUCCCCCAAGAAAGGAGAAAUCAAGAAAGAAGGCGAACAAUUCCGAUUCCGAUCUAAGUCCACCAAGAAGGGACAAAAACAAAAAUUACGAUUCCGAUCAAAGUCCCCCAAGAAAAUCGAGACAGAACGACAACAAUUCAGAUCUGAGUCCACCUCGAAGGGGAAUGAAUAAAAAAUACGAAUCGAGUCCGCCACGGAGGGACAAUAGAAAUAAACACGAGAAAUUUGAUUCGAAUCGAAGAAAAUAUGAUUCACAUUCGAAAUAUCAUGAGGUGGAAAGUUCCAGGAACAGGGAGAGAAGGCAGGAUAAAAAUGAGAGAUUCGACAGGCAGCGAGGCGACAAUAGACGUAAUUUCGAGAGGAAUUCACCGGAAAGGAGAAAUAGAAGGAGAUCAGAGUCACCAGCAGCAGCAGCAGCAGCAUCAUCGUCAAGACAGCCGAGAAAAUCGAGAUGGAAUCGUGAGAGUAGAUCAAAAAGUCCGGAAGUCGACAGGGAUAAGCGAAUGAAGAAGACUUUAGACGGUAAACAAGCGGGAUUACAGGACGCAAAAGCUUUACGAGAGGAAACGGCUGCUCACAGGAAAAGGGAAGCUGACAUGUUCAAUAAGUUAAGUGCAGAAGUAAGUGGACAGGGUCAAUCGAUUGUUAUUCGAGACAGAAAAACUGGAAGAAGACGAGAUUUGCAAGCGGAAGCUGCUGUGGAACGUGAAAAACAGGAAAAACAGCGAGAAGUGAAUGAACAAUAUGCAAAAUGGGGACGAGGACUGAAGCAAGAUGAAGAUCGUGAGGAGAAAUUGAGGGACGACCUCCACGAAAUGAAGAAGCCUUUAGCUAGAUACGAAGAUGAUGAGGAUCUUGUGAGAUUGCAGAAAAAUACAAUUCGCGAUGAUGAUCCUAUGUUGCAAUUCGGCAGAGAUAAAUUGGAAGAGCAAGGCCUAAUUAAAACAGCUACCAAGCAGCAACUAUCAGCACCUCCUAAUCGCUUCGGUAUUUUGCCAGAUGAAAAAUGGGAUGGUGUCGAUCGUAGCAAUGGCUAUGAGAAAAAAUGGUUCGAGGCACAAAACGCGAAGAAAGCCCGGAGGGAGGAAGCUUAUAAAUACAGUACUUCUGAUAUGUGAAACAUUUUCCAUCUAUUUUUCACGAAAUUUGUAAAAAAAAUCUGUCAAUAAGUUAAUUAUUGCAAGGAAUUAUUAUAAUAAAGCAGUUAUUGAUUCCGUAAAA
This is a messenger RNA of Leptopilina heterotoma, 2270 nucleotides long. Its product is annotated as BUD13 homolog. The record is from RefSeq and is a predicted model, not a curated record. Bases 92 to 2167 code for a protein of 691 amino acids. Gene Ontology annotation, cellular component: RES complex; U2-type spliceosomal complex. The transcript is spliced from 5 exons. Lineage: Eukaryota; Metazoa; Arthropoda; Insecta; Hymenoptera; Figitidae. Gene Ontology annotation, molecular function: RNA binding. Gene Ontology annotation, biological process: mRNA splicing, via spliceosome.